Messenger RNA from Striga hermonthica, 1011 nucleotides. The record is from the annotation of a GenBank genome assembly. Lineage: Eukaryota; Viridiplantae; Streptophyta; Magnoliopsida; Lamiales; Orobanchaceae.
AUGGAGGCAUGUGACAAAUUUCGAAAAUGGGAAGAAUUGAUACCCGAUGCACUUGGAUUAAUAUUCAAGAAUCUUACGCUACUCGAGAUGCUAACCGUGGUGCCAAGAGUUUGCAAAUCAUGGGGAAAAGUUGUAAAGGGGCCUUACUGUUGGCAAGAGAUAGACAUCGAGGAGUGGAGCAAAGGCUGCAAGCCCGAAACCCUCGACCGAAUGCUCGAAAUGCUGAUCACAAGAAGCUGUGGUUCACUGAGAAAACUUGCUGUUUCAAGUCUCUCCAAUGACCAAAGCUUUUUGUUCAUAGAAAAACACGCUCAAUCCCUGCGGGCCCUACGCCUCCCUAGGUGCGAGAUAACCGACCCAAUCAUGGCUCGGGCGGCCACUUCACUAUCGUCCCUCACUUCCCUCGACCUCAGCUACUGCAUACGGGUCGGGGCCCGCGGGCUCGAGGCUGUGGGCCGAGCCUGCAGGUCCUUGACGAGCCUUCGACGCGUAAUGCACCCGCUUGAGGUGGUCGGUAAGCCUUCCCAAGAUGACGAGGCACUUGCGGUGGCGGCCACUAUGCCUCGACUUCGCCACCUCGAGAUUGCUUACUUGCUCGUUCGAACUCAUAGUGUUGUGGAGAUAAUCAAGAAUUGUAAGGAUCUUGAAUUGCUCGAUGUUCGUGGGUGUUGGGACGUGAAUUUGGAGGAGGGGUUUUUGAAGGGGUUCAUGGGGCUUAGGGUCAUGGGGCCCGUUGUCGUGGAUUGUUACGAUGUUUGCUCGGAGUUUUCGGGUUCUUCGGGGUAUUUGGCGUGGGAUUUUGUGGCGGGGGAAGGUUUGAAUGGUGAUGAUGAUGAGGAUGAUGAUGAUGAUUGGUAUGGGUAUGAUGAUGAUGAUGAUGAUGAUGAUGUGUAUGGUGGGAUGAUGGGCCAUGAUGAUGAUGAUGGGGGGUCGAUGGAAGAUGUUGAGAUGUGGUUUUACGACGAUGUGGAUGCGGUUGAUGCGGGUUACGAUUGGCCUCAAUCUCCUUGA